This is a messenger RNA of Ostrinia furnacalis (Asian corn borer), 2416 nucleotides long. Its product is annotated as vacuolar protein sorting-associated protein 13A-like. Gene Ontology annotation, biological process: protein targeting to vacuole; protein retention in Golgi apparatus. The transcript is spliced from 9 exons. The coding region runs from base 1 to 2406 and encodes 801 amino acids. Lineage: Eukaryota; Metazoa; Arthropoda; Insecta; Lepidoptera; Crambidae. The record is from RefSeq and is a predicted model, not a curated record.
AUGGUUGCGUCGGCCAUCUGUGUGGACGUGACUGGCGGCACGGACCGUCCCUUCACGAUCACGUUCAAGCCGUACACCAGCGGCGACGCGCCCGUGCGCAUCGACAACCUGUGCGACGACCUGUUCCUCAAGCUACACCAGGCCGACUCCGGCCAGGUGGCGCUGCUGAGCCCCUACCAGUCGCUGCUGUACACCUGGGACGACCCCGCCAAGGAGCGCAUGCUGUACUGGAACAUAUACAACAACAAGGGCAAGGGCUUCGUGGCGGACUUCGGCCAGGACGGAUAUGGCGAAGAAAAAGUCAGCUUCCAGUCGGUGAAACACUCCACCCUUGUUGCGACCAGCAGCGUGACUUCCAAACUGUCGUCUACCCUCAAGCGCCUGACGCCUAAGUCUCCCGAACCCUGCUCCUCCAGCAGCGAUGAUUCCGACAGCUCAGACCUCCCAGAAAACCACACCAAGACCAAGAAGAUGAGGAAAGACAAGGUCAUCGUAUACUGGAUCUCGUACAUGGAAGGCUACCAAAGAGUCUUCGCGCUGGCCCAAGACGAAAGAAUCGCCUACCAGUACCGAAUGAGGAUCAACUCUGAAAGGAGUAACUACGAAGUAUAUCUAUCCUUAUCAGGCGUGAGUCUAUCAGUUUGCGUCCAAAAUAACAACGCAGUCAAAGAACUCGCAUACGUCAGUAUUACUGACUCCUUGCCCAAAUGGGAGGUCAACGUGAGUCGCAAGUGGAAGCAAUUGUCCCCAGACCUGACCGCCUGGAUCGAAGAGAAAUACCAGACUGAACAAAAGAAGUGCCAAUUAAAAGAAUACAUCGAUAUAGACUUAGAAAAGAUGCAAAUGACGAAGCCGUUCUUCUCAGAACUGCGGCGGACUUACAACCCUGGUGUUUGGUUGCAAUUCCGCAAAUCUGACACGUACAGUUAUUUCCACAUGAAGGUACAAAGACUGCAGAUAGAUAACCAGCUGAAUGAAGCGGUGUUUCCUAGCGUUUUGUACCCAGCACCCUUACCACCAGAAGCGAGGUCAAACCGUGGCUUAAAGCCAUGUAUGGAGAUCGUAGCUUUGAAGCAGCACAGGCCUACUUUGAACCAAGACGUGUACAAAUACCUCAAGAUUCUAGUCAGGGAGUACUGUGUGAAUUUGGAUAGAGGUUUUGUUAACCACGUGUUUGAUAUACUCAACCAUUGGAAGAUAGAAGAGAAGCCAGCGGUUAGGCUGCGAGCUGACUUGGCUUUGGUUCAUAUGCCGUUGCCAAUUAUUGCUAUUAAAAGCCAAACGAGCGCGCAAAGGAAUGUGUUGUUUGAGUUCGUGCACCUCUCUCCUAUCAAGAUAGUGUUAAGUUUGUCCUCGAGAGGCUACUUGACGGAGAGCGCUAGUAGUCCGAGCAAGACAAGGUUCGGGACCAAGAAAGAGAACAGGCCUAAACUGUUUAAUAGUGAUCUGUUGGAAUAUCUCUUCAAUUCGUGGGGCUCAUCGCUUUGCGACAUGAAGGAUGUAGUCUUAAGGAUGUCCUACCUAGAACUCCGCAACGCGCCACUCACUGUAGCAGGGCUGGCAGACGCAGCAUCACGCCACUAUUGGACGCAGCUGGUGCAGCAGUUCCACGUGCUAGUACUAGGCCUGAGCAUCCUCGGGAACCCUUAUAGCACCAUCGGGGACUUCUCGCGCGGCAUGAAGCAGUACUAUGAGCCUUAUCUGGGCUCAGUGUUCGGUCGUCGCUCGCUGGAGGCGUCGCAGCGCGUGAGUGGCGGCGCGCGCGCUUUGCUGGGCCAUUGCGCGGGCGCCGACGCUGCCGAUGACAUCUUCCGCGACGUGCCCAAGGCCAAGCCGGCUCGGAGGAAGCCAGACUUAUGCCGCGAAGCAGCGCGCGCUUCGCUAUCGCGGCAGCUGGGAGCUAACAGCGCGGAGAACGCUCUGAAGGCGUGCGUGGAACGCAGCGGCGGCCGUCUCGUGGCGCGCCAGCGGCUGCCGCGACACUGCCCUGCCGAUGGCAUCAGGCCAUACUCGCAGCACGCGGCCCUAGGGCUGCAGCUGCUGAGGCAGCUGGGCCGCGGCCACUACGCCGACACCGACGCCUACAUCGCGCACGCACCACUCGCGCCCGCCUCGCUCGGCACGCUGCUGGUCACCACGCAGCACAUAUUCAUGGUGCGCGCGGGCGGCGGCGGCGGCUCGUGGCACAUCGAGUGGGUGGUGAAGCUGGACGACAUUAUCGGAGCGCCCGUAGUGAGGGGAGACCAGCUCGUGUUGAACAUCAAACAGGAUGAAAUGGUGAACUACUUCUCCACCGAUGAGAAAGUCAUCGAAGUAUCUGACCCCGAGGUGCUGCUCUGGCUGAAGGCCAAGGUGGAGUGUGCCCUUAUCCUGGCGCUGGAGGACAAGCGCUGCCCCAACGAGUAACGAAUAUACC